Penicillium robsamsonii is the source of this 180-nucleotide messenger RNA. RefSeq lists its product as uncharacterized. The coding region runs from base 1 to 180 and encodes 59 amino acids. The record is from RefSeq and is a predicted model, not a curated record. NCBI's taxonomy places the organism in Eukaryota, Fungi, Ascomycota, Eurotiomycetes, Eurotiales, Aspergillaceae. The transcript is spliced from 2 exons.
AUGUCCGUCAUGUUAUGCACAAGCUAUGCUCAAAUAGGUCUCGAUGAUGCAAACUCGCUUAAAUCCGCUCUUGAUCCCGACAGAGAAGGCAUUCGCGACUCGGCCAUUGACUCUCCUAUGCUUACAGCGUGGAAAGAGAAGUCCAAUUCGCCGACCAAGUCUUUGACGUGCCUAGGAUGA